Molecule: messenger RNA, 645 nt
Organism: Mus pahari (shrew mouse)
Lineage: Eukaryota; Metazoa; Chordata; Mammalia; Rodentia; Muridae
Product: disks large homolog 5-like
Exons: 5
Coding region: 1-645 (214 amino acids)
Source: RefSeq, a predicted model, not a curated record
AUGGCCAUGUUUGCCCGACUCAGCAAAAGUUUUCGGAGAGCCAGUGUGGAUGGGAGAGAGACCAGAGAGGGGAGGAAGGAUGCUGGCCUUCCAUCUGAGAAUAAUGAAGGACUAAGGAGGUGGUCUUGGAGAAUGUGGGGUGACAGUGCUGAAAGCUCCAGGCCCUACCAUCGGCAAAAUCCACUAUAUGAAGAAUGGAAGUCUAAAGAGAAGGAGAUCAUGACAUUUCUGCACAACUUAGAGAUGGAUAACAUUGCUUUCCAAGAGAACAACCAGGAGCUCAAGAAGGAGAUAAAUUUCUAUUGUAACCUACACAGCCGGAUCCUGAUGGAGAUGAAUCUUAUAAAGAAGAAGUUGGUGAUAUUGCAGCAGGAGAGCAAGGAAGUACAGGCUGAUUGGCCCACCAGUCAUCAAUAUUUGGUGGACUUGAACCUGAGUGGUAAAGACGAACAGGAGAACACCAGCAACCUUGAGACUCAAGAGUCUCAAAAAACUGCAAGAGAGCUGGGACUGGCCACAGCCCAAGAAGAGAGCAUCCUGCAGAAGGAGUUGCCACCCCAGAAGCCUCCUGCUGAGCACCACCCCCAGCAUUCACAAUCUUCCUUCGAUGAAUCUUCUUCCAUAGAGUUCAUUUCCUUGGGGUGA